UCAAAAGCAACGACAGAGAAUGAGGGAAUUGCACAGCUAUCCCCCAUAAAGAGAAGAAGACUUGUGCAAGUCAAGAAUCAGGAAAGCAAAAGCCCGAACUAGCCGAACAUGGAUCCCUCCUCCUACGUCAACCACCAUCACCACCACCACCACCAACAAAACAACCACACCAGGUACGCCCCUCUCUCUCCUCCUCUUCACCUUCUUUCGCCUCCCCCCUCCCCCCUCCCCCCUCCCCUUCCCCCUCAUGCUCCACCCUAUCAACAAAGUCCUAACAAUCUGUACCCUUCCCGCUACCACGUUCCUCCACCUCAGCCUCCGCCACAACUUGCUCCACCCCCUCCUCCACCACAACAGCCGCAACAGCAACCAUAUCACCCUCUCCCUGCCCCACCACCUUCAGUGCAGCGUCAGCAGCAUCCUAAUCAUCACCCUUACAACCCUCAACAUCCUCAAUACACUUUCAAUCCAAAUUUCAAUUCUAACCCUAAGCCUAACAAUGUUUCCCACCAAUUCCACGAUUUUCCUCAACGGCGGGUGCCCGAAUUCGAUACCCGGCCUGAAUACUGGCCCGAUAAUCGGGCAUCCAGGCCCCAUUCCGUUUCCAGUUUGGAUCGGGAGGCCCGUUAUCAUCAGUUCGAUCGGAGACCCGCCUCUUUGGCGGUUGACAGGUAUAGACAUGAUGUAGAGGGAAGUUCUAGGUAUAGAGCUCUCGAGCUGAAUCUGAGAGAAAGACCGGAACUUGGUAGGGUUCACAGUGAUAAUUGGAUUCCCGAUAGAGCUUCUAGGGAUUUUGGGAUUGUUUCGAUGGGAUUUGAAUCAAAUUCGAAUAAUUCAGGCUUUUGUCAUAAGGUUGCUGAAAAUGUGAGAUGGGGUUCACGUUUACUUGAUCAGUUGAUUGAUAAUGGAAAUAAUGAGAUUAAUGAAAGAGAUGAGAUGAGGGUUUUCUCGAGGAAAAUUGAUUAUUAUCAGGAAUCAGAAUUGGAGAGGUUUAGUGAUAGGGGAAGUAGUAGAGAGGAUAGCCAUGAGUUUAAUCGGGCUCCAAGGAAGCAAAUACAGAAAAAGAGUGCUUUACUUAGGAUUCAAAAGGCACAACAGAAUCAUAGGAAUAGGGAAGAUGAGAGAUCACAUUAUAUGGGCUAUAAUAAUGAAGGGAAAACUGGUUCUUUUAGAGGAAAAGAUUUGGUCUUACAUUCGGAUCAUGGGUUGGAAGAAAGAGAGAGAAAAGUUAGCCCUGUAGAGCUUGAUGUGUCUUUUAAAUCAAAUUCAUUGGUGGCUAAGGCAAUUGUGGCUCCUUCUAGUUCUUCACCGGUUUCUGAUUUGAAUGUGAAGCCUAGGACUAGCAAAAUUAGGAAAGUUAUGAUAUUUGACAAGGCCAAUGAGAGUAGGGCAAAAUUAGAUGUUUCUACUUCUGUAUUAAAUAGUGGUUCUGGUUCUGAGGACUCUAAGCAGUCUGCGGGAAAAGUUAAAUCUUGUGGUAUUGGUAAUGUGCAUGAUGGUGUUACAAAGCCUAGUUCAAAAAGGACCAAUGUUUCGCUUAGAAACGGUAAGUUCGAAAGAUCUUGUAAGGUUACUGUAAAAUUGGAUGAUUUGACAUGCGUUACUGAAGAGACCCCAAUUACUGACAAGAAACCAGAAUCAUUGGAGGGGAAGGGUACAAUUCCUUGUAUUGGUAAUAUGAGGGAUGGUGGGUUGCAAACUUGUUCUGACAGGGCCAAUGUUUCAGUUAGAGAGAAUAAAGUGGAAGGUACACUUAAAAGCACUCUUUCAGAUAAAAGUGGUGCUAGUGUUGGUAAACCAUCCUCUCUCAAAGCUACCAAGAAGAAAAAAAUUGUGAGGAAAGUGGAGAAAAAGGUUACCAAUUCUCCCUUGAAUUUGGCAAAUUCAAAAUCACCAAAAAGUUGUGAUCAACCUGUUAAGGCAGAUACCUCUACUUAUUGUUUAUCUGCUAUCUCUGUGGCUGACAAGAGUGUUACACCUCCUAAAAUGAAAAUUGCUUCUGCUGCUGGGUGUUCAGCCGGUGCUGUUGGUUUGGAGUGUUGUCCUAAAGAAUCAGCUCUGCUUCUUGAAUAUGAGAAAGUGACUGGAGCAUCAAAAGACGUAGUCUCAAAGGAAGUUGGCACUGACGUUGAUCCAGGUAGUUCAGUUGCACCUAAGAUUAAGAGAAAGAGGAACAGCUCAACUUUGCCUUUGAGGUCUUCAGGUCAUGAAGAGAGUAAAGUUGAUCAGCGUUUUGUUAAUUCUGAUAAUUCUGUCUUUGGCCUGCGUAUUGUUUCAAAUAUCAAGGAGGACCGUACUGAAACACUAAAUGAAAGUAUUACAUCUCGCGCUUUUAGUGUUGAAGAUAUUGACAAACAGUUUUACCAUAGUGAAAGUAACAAUGAUGGCUUGUUAAGAUCUGAGGACAUCAAUGUCCAUGAGGAUAUUGUUGAUAUAGGUAGCUCAUCUGUUGCAAUGCAUGGCACCCCUGGUUUUGAAUGUGGUUCAUCUAACACCCAGGAGAUAAAUAUUGCUUGUGACAUUGGCAAUGUGAAUUCUGGUAGCAAGCAGGCUUGUGCUACUGCUGGCAAUCCAGUAGUUGAGGAUGGUACUACAGGGAGAUUGCCGGAAGCUAAUUGUUCUGCAGGAAGCAACAAAAUGCCCCAUUUGCCAUGCUCAGAGGAAACUCAAAUUAACAGUGGUUCUAUUUAUGCAGACUGCUCCAACCAUAACAGAAGUACAAUCCACACUCCUGAUAUUGGUUAUGUUAAUUCAGGGGAGAGCAACUGUGAAAUAGGUGAUGAUUUUGUUAAACACCUUGUCUCUUCCACGCUGUCACUUGGGAAUUGUGGAGCAGAAAGAAUCCCCAAUGCUGCGGAAUCACCAGAAUGCACUGCAGGAUCUGCAGAUGUGCUUACCUCUGCAAAUUGUCUGGACACGACAAUAAUUACAUCUGGCGUAAAUUCCGCUCCUCCUGAAGUUAUGGUUAGUGAUUUUGGGUGGCUUGAUACCUUCCGAGAGGUGAGUGCUAGUGCAGAUGGAAAGUCUCCAGAGAACAAAAAGAGAAAAAUCUCUACCUCCAGUUCUGAUGUGACUGCAUCUGUAAUCAACGAGGGUGUUGCAGUUUCCAAUAUCUCUAAAUCUGCUGUACAACUACCUUCCAAUUUUACUGAUGAUCAAUUGCAAUUGGAACAGGCAGUUAAAGUAUCAAGCAUAGAUGGUCUUCAUAAGGAGGGGAUUGAUUUAUUGCUUGUAAACAGUUCAGUGGUUGGACCUUCUCAGGCUGUUGGCUUUUUUAGAGAUGCGUACAAGAUUAAUCACCCAAGGAUUGAUCCUUGUUCAGCUUUUAUUGAGUCAGUUGCUCCAAGUUCCCCAUGCCUUCAUCUGUUAAAGUUGGGAGGUGACCAGUUAUCAACUGCAACACAAGUUUCUGCUCAAAAUAAUCAUCAAAUUGUUGCUAUGGAUAUUGAAGGUGAUGACAGGGGAAAAGUGCAUGUGGGUACUGCAGAAGAGCAAAAAUUUAUUUCUAGUGAGGUAAGUCAAUGCAGAAUUACUCCAGAACAUAUGUCUUCGAGCUUAGAUCAGAGGUUGCCUAGCACAGAUGUGGAAGAUGACAAUCAUAUUCCUCUGAAGGAUGAUUUACCUUCUGCAUUGAUUUCUUUGGUUUUUGGUGUUGAUGCCAAUGAAGUUUCUGCUACCAACUCCAAUGAUGAAGUAAUGCCUGCACCUGAUAUAGUAUCUGAUGUGGGUUCUCCUUAUAACCAUGAUAACUUUGUUAUAAGCGCAUCAACUUGCAAAGCACCUCUCUGCCAACAAUCAGAAAAGCAGGCUUUUGGUGAUGAAAAAUUUUCAGAUGAUAAGCCUAUGGCUGAAGGUGCUGGCAACAUAUCUGCACUUGUGUCAUAUUCACAGCAUAGCAGAACUAUUUUGAAGUCAAAUGAUGCAAUUCAAACCAAUCAAUCAGUUGCUGGGAAGGAAGUUUUGUUACCAUCACAUGAUUCCAAAAAUACUAAUUUCCCCAAUUCCAUUAGUGGAGCAACACGUAGGAGGAAAAACCCUCUUAGCCAUGUUGUUCCCAAGAGUUAUCCUACUCGCUCAUCAUUUGUUUUUUCUGCUUCCAAGAAUACAACACCUUCUACCAAUAUCACAAAGCCCCGGACAUGGCAUCGAACCAAUAAUUCUUCUGCCUCUCCUCUAUCGGGAAAUAAACCUUCCUCAAGUGCCAAUCCUUUGCAAAGGCAGAUGCCAAAAAAGGCUGCAUUUUUUCAAAGUCCUUCUUACAUUCGUAAAGGUAACAGUCUUGUCAGAAAACCUGUUGCAGUUCCUGCUCUUCCCCAGGGGCCUCAUUCUUUGAGUUCAUCUGUUUACCGGAUGAACCCCGGGGUUGUGGAUGAAGUGAAGAAGGGCACAGGACCCAAUAGUAGAGUUGGUGCUGUUGACUUGAGAACAGGAGGUGCAAAUGCCUCUUUUGAGAGGCCCACAACACCCCCUUUAUCUAGUGUCUCCAAAGUACCAAAUUGUACAUCAAACUCACCAGGAGAGUGUACAUCUUCCCCAUUAGCAGAGCCUUCUAUUAGUGAUUGCUGUGAAACUGCAAUAAAUCAUGCCAGUUCUAUGGAAAUUAAUGAUGUGCUCAAUUCCCCAGAGGAUGGACUGAAGACUUUUGAAACUCUAAAUCAAAAUGGUUCAGUUAACAAUUUGGAAGAAUGUACCGAGCAAAGUGAAAGCAACUUGGUCCCUUCAAAUGCAAAAAGGUUAACAUAUGUAAAGCCAAAAUCAAAUCAGUUGGUUGCAACUUCAGAAUGUGGUCGUACCUCUAUUCUCAAUGCUGAUAAGAAUCAAAACUUUUCUGCUCCCUCUGAUGGCUACUAUAAGAAAAGCAAAAACCAACUAAUUAGGACUGCACUUGAGAGUCACAUCAAGCAGGCAGUUACCAUGUCCGACAACAAAACCAAUUCAGUGGGACAAGUGGCUGCUAAGGUUAUGCCCAGUAGAACUGUUGGUAAGAGGCAAUCUAAUAAAGUUGUAGGAAAGACCCAUAAACCUUCCAAAUUCUCUCUGGUCUGGACUCUGCAUAGUGCAAGGCUUUCAAAAAAUGAUGGCAAUUCACUACGUCGUCCAAAGGUCCUUCCUCAACUGUUUCCUUGGAAAAGAAUGACAUACUGGAGAAGCUUUAAGUUAAACUCAGUUUCUUCCUGCAAUAGUUCUUUGUCUACAAUCAGUCGAAAGAUGCUGCUAUCAAGAAAGAGAAAUACUGUUUACACCAGGUCAAUUAAUGGAUUUUCAAUUAGGAAAUCAAAGGUGUUUAGUGUUGGUGGUUCUAGUUUGAAAUGGUCGAAAUCCAUUGAAAGGAAUUCGAGGAAAGCUAAUGAGGAAGCUACACUAGCAGUUGCUGAAGCAGAAAGAAAGAAAAGAGAACAGAAGGGCACUGUUUCUAGGACAGGCAAAAGAAGUUACUCUUGUCAUAAGGUUGUUCAUGGUACUGAACUUCGGCCAGGCGAACGUAUAUUCCGCAUUGGUUCAUUGCGCUACAAAAUGGAUUCUUCAAGGCAUUCCCUUCAGAGGAUAUCAGAUGAUGAGUCGUCAUGCUCCAGUGAUCACCUAUCAGAAAACAGUACCAAAAAAACUUAUGUCCCAAGGAGAUUAGUGAUUGGGAAUGAUGAGUAUGUUCGAAUUGGCAAUGGCAACCAGCUUGUUAGAGAUCCAAAGAAACGCACUCGUGUUUUGGCAAGUGAGAAAGUUCGAUGGAGCUUGCACACUGCUAGGUUACGAUUGGUUAAAAAGCGGAAGUACUGUCAAUUUUUCACAAGAUUUGGAAAAUGCAACAAAGAUGAUGGAAAGUGUCCCUAUAUCCAUGAUCCCUCCAAAAUUGCUGUAUGCACAAAAUUUCUCAAGGGUCUAUGUUCAAAUCCCAACUGCAAAUUGACUCAUAAGGUCAUUCCGGAAAGAAUGCCUGAUUGUUCAUAUUUUUUGCAAGGUUUGUGCACAAAUGAAAAUUGUCCUUAUAGACAUGUACAUGUGAAUCCAAAUGCCUCUACUUGUGAAGGAUUUCUUAGGGGCUAUUGUGCUGAUGGUAACGAGUGUCGGAAGAAGCACAGCUAUGUCUGUCCCAACUUUGAAGCAACAGGGUCCUGUCCUCAAGGAUCUAAAUGCAAGCUUCACCACCCCAAAAACCAAAGCAAGGGAAAGAAAAGCAAAAGGUCAAUUAAACAUAACAAUGCUCGCGGGCGAUACUUUGGUAUUGACAUGUUGGCGCCUAAAAGAAUGGUGCCUGAAAGCCACCGGGCACUAGAUGAUGAUGACGUGUUCUUUGAUGGGAAAUUCUCUGAUUACAUUAGGCUUGAUGUUAGAGAUGAUGAUGCUGGGGAAAUUCAUCAAGUGAUGAAUGAUCAAAUGACCUUUGGUGACAAUGAUUCCUCAGAUUUACGGUUGGAUGAUCUUGAUGAGUUAAUCAAACCUAUUCGGAUAAUGAAUAUAAAGAUGGCAGAAUCAUUUCUGGUUAGUGAAGGUUCAAGUGUUAAGCAUGCGGCCCUGCAAUAGAGGAAUUGAAUAUGCUAUGCUGUAUAUAGGGUGAGCAAAUUUUCAUGUAUAUUGGCUUUCUGCCGCUGCAGAAUUAUUUGGUGUUCAUAGGCUCUCUCAUUUUUUUCCUUUUUUCUUUAGUUUUAAUUUUCCUUUUUUUUUUUUUUUAUGGCGAUACCUUUUGUAUUAUGUACCUUGUAACAGAAGAGGAAUUGAAUAUGCAAUGCUGCAGAAAUGAAAUGUUAAAGAAGUUUGAGGAAAUAAAAUUUUUGUUCUGAUUUUUGUCA
Molecule: messenger RNA, 6785 nt
Organism: Theobroma cacao (cacao)
Lineage: Eukaryota; Viridiplantae; Streptophyta; Magnoliopsida; Malvales; Malvaceae
Product: Zinc finger C-x8-C-x5-C-x3-H type family protein
Cellular component (GO): nucleus
Molecular function (GO): metal ion binding
Source: RefSeq, a predicted model, not a curated record